UGGGGGGCCGACGUGUACGCCGCGAUGGACGAGGCCUUCGAGAACAGAUUCACGCCGUUCUGGCAGGAGAUGUUCUUCUUCUCGGAGAUAGGCGUCGAGCUUAACGCGGCCGCGGUGAAGCUCAUCUUCGGAAGCACGGAAGUCUUGUGCGCCGCCCUAUUGUUUACCUCGCACAAGUUCUCCGCGGCGAUCAUGCUCUUCGGGCUUAUGUCGGCUGUCGUCCUCACACACCUGUUCUUGGGCGAGUUUGCGGAGCUUCCGAUGCCGCUUGUGUUGUGCUUAUCGAGCCUUGCGGUAGGCUUCGUUGGGUAUUCGCCUCUUGACCAGGGCAAACCCAAGAUGGGAUGACUCAUCACCAGCUACGGUGGUUGGGGGUGUGACGGGGAUCGAGGAGUCCCUACAUUGCAACUGUUGCUCGUUUGUAGCUACACUGCGCUCUAAGGUCAUUGGUUAUGGCCUAGUGGGAUUUAUGGGGCACCGAGUGGGGUGCCUUCGGGGUUUUGGCUUCAACGAUCUCGCUGUAAUAGGUAUCUUCAUUCGGCUCUGGUGGAAUCAUCGCUACAUUGGAGAAUUCCGGAAAAAUCAGGGUCGGCAAGUACUUCCAAGUAGUCCUCAAAGAUGGUGCUUUAAGGGCAAGGGCAGGUGGAAUUUGUUUCAUCGGCUGUCAAACACUGCUACCGCCGCUGUUCAGGAGACGCGGCUUUCUUUCACCUCCCACGCCCUGCCUCCGUCAGCCGACAUCGGUACCCUUGCCGUGCCGAGGCAGUCCGGUACCUUUUGUGAUGAUAGCGAAAAAUGCGCAUGUCUAUUGUGUGACAUUGGUCGUCGAUUCCGUGUAUGUUUACGUCUUUGGUGUGCGACUGCUACGGCGCACAGUUGUAGUUAUAGUGUAGGAUGAAGACUGUUGUUGGUG
Molecule: messenger RNA, 913 nt
Organism: Ectocarpus siliculosus
Lineage: Eukaryota; Phaeophyceae; Ectocarpales; Ectocarpaceae
Source: the annotation of a GenBank genome assembly